AUGAACCUGGAUGCUUUGUUCCAGCAAAUCCAGCUCACAGAGAAGCAGGCGGGGGAAAAGAGGCGCCUCAUCCAACAAGCUAAAUUCGACAUAAACAGACAUCAUGAAAAAAUUAAGCAAAUAAAAGAAGAGCUGAGCACGGCAAAAAUAACAUUAGAAACUAAGGUUCAGCAUCUGUCUGAAAAAAUGUUCUUCUUAGAAAUUCUGAAGAAACAUGAAGACAGCUUAGAGAAACAGAAAGCUGAACUUACUAAUCAAAGAAGCACUCUUCAGAAAAAUUUUACAGAUGCAAAGAGAAAAAUGACCGAAGAGGAAGAUAAUUUUGCUAGGGAAAUAACAGAGUUUAACAAUGAAUAUGGACUAACAAGUAAUCGAGAUCUUCUGAUUAAAAAAAGAGUCAAGACUGAAAUAAAUGAUUUAGAGAAUGAGGCAGCUCUGUUAAAAAAUGAAAUGGAGUCAAUGGAACAUAACAGUGUUCAGUUAAAUGCUCUCCAGCUGCAGAAGAAUGAGUUAAAGCAGGAAUUAUUUACUCUCCAAAGUGAACUCAAAGACCUUGAGAAAUUAAUCAAGGAGGCUGAAGGAACAACAAAAGAUUUAGAAACCGAGAAAGCCCAAGUCACUGAAAAACCUCAGACCGAUCCUGAAUGUUUAAGGCUUAAGAAAGAAUUGGAAAAUUACAAAGAUGAUGAUUGGGAAAGUAUCUAUGAGACUCUUCGAACAGAAAUUGAAAUUCUGCAAAUGAAGCUAUCACGAAAAAAGUCUUCAGACAAGUGA
This is a messenger RNA of Oxyura jamaicensis (ruddy duck), 774 nucleotides long. It is a transcript of the gene CCDC172, whose product is annotated as coiled-coil domain containing 172. The coding region runs from base 1 to 774 and encodes 257 amino acids. Lineage: Eukaryota; Metazoa; Chordata; Aves; Anseriformes; Anatidae. The transcript is spliced from 8 exons. Gene Ontology annotation, cellular component: cytoplasm. The record is from RefSeq and is a predicted model, not a curated record.